Abrus precatorius (Indian licorice) is the source of this 936-nucleotide messenger RNA. RefSeq lists its product as uncharacterized. Lineage: Eukaryota; Viridiplantae; Streptophyta; Magnoliopsida; Fabales; Fabaceae. The coding region runs from base 291 to 629 and encodes 112 amino acids. The transcript is spliced from 2 exons. The record is from RefSeq and is a predicted model, not a curated record.
CCCUGAAGUCUCUAGCAGAUCAAAUAUCAAUCCAACUACACAAAAACAAACCCAAUCCUCCUUCUAUGCGUUUCAACACAUCACAUCUCUGAACCCUCUUUUCUAUGAUCUCAACUAUCCGCACCCCAUAAAAUUUCCAACUUUACAUCGCAAUCCUCUCUUUCCCUAAGACCCUUUUCAUUUUUUGAUCCCUAUCCCUUCAAACCCACACCCCACAGAGAUUUUAAGCUCUUUCCCCGACUGGGUUUUAAAAAAAAUCUGAUUUUUUUGCUUAUGUUUUUGUUAAAGCCAUGAAUUUCAGGAGCUUGGAAGAUUUCUGGGCUUUUUAUGUGAACCAGCAUUCGAAACCGUCCACAAGGCGUUGGCACUUUGUGGGCACGCUCUUCAGUAUUUUCUUCUUGCUCUGUUCGGUUUUCUUCAGCUGGUGGUUCUUGUUCUUUGUUCCUUUUUCUGGGUAUGGAUGUGCUUGGUACAGUCAUUUCUUUGUUGAAGGGAAUGUUCCUGCCACUUUUGGGCACCCCUUUUGGUCACUCUUAUGUGAUUUCAAGAUGUUUGGCUUGAUGCUUACUGGGAAAAUGGACAGAGAGAUUAAGAGGCUUGGAAAAAGACCUGUGCUGCAAGUGUUUUAAUUUCCAUGUUAGCUUGUUCCCUUUUGUUUGAGGAAAUAUUGAAGUGCAGAUGCAUUCAGUCAAGUUUGUCAGUGGGGAUGAUGGUGCUUCGUGAUUGGCUUGGCAAUCUUUGAGAAUGCUAUGUGAUGUUCAAAAUUCAAUUGUAUGAUAUGAAGUGUGCAUGACACCAAUCAGGUAUACUUCACCGAUCUGGGAUACCACAUUUAGUCUUGUGAUAUUCUUGGUAUUUACAUGGUCUAUAUGUACAUUGAAAGUUGAAACAUUUGUUGCUAUUUGCUAGCAAUUAGUACAUCUCUAUUCAAUAAAA